UUUUUCUGCCAGAGACCGGAAGUAAAACAUGUGAAAUUAUUUAUUUUUUUAUUUUUACCAAUCUUCUUCAUAUUUCUCCACUACACUAGGAUAAAAUGUCAGCCUCACUGGUCCGAAAAGGACUUGAACUAUUCAAAGAUGAUUUGAUGACGGAAAAAGAGAGAGAGAAAGCAAAGAAAAGGAAAAAGAAAUCACUGGAAGAUCCAAUGAAAUUAAUCAGUACCAAAAAAUCAGGUGUUGCCAAGCAACUACGACACCUUAAGCAACAACAUGCAAAGAAACAACAAACAACAGUUAAAGACAAACAUAUAAAAUCUGCAAUAGAGGAGUAUAAAAGGAAGCGUAACUAUGACAGUACUGCAGAUAAUCUGUAUUAUAUGACCAAAUUAAAGGAUCCAACACAUUCUAAAGCUUCAGAAACUAUAUAUAACCAUAAGAGGAAGAAACCGAUAGAAAAGUCUCAAGACAGUGGGAAGUCUGAGAGGACAUUAUUCACUGACAGAGACUUUGACACUUUUGAAAAGGAAUAUGAUUUCUUUGCAACCUGAUAGGAAGUAAAAGGCAUUCUCAGGGGUGACAGCUACUAUAACAUUGAACCUAAGUAUUGUAUAGACAACUGAAUCCACAUUAUAAUGAUAUUGUAUUACUUGUAUAUUGUAGAUCAUUGACAUGAAAAUAUCAUAUAACUGUCCUCUGAGACUCUUGAGAACACAUUCAUUUUAAAUACCAUAUAAAUUAUGUACCUAUUAUAUAUAAUAAACUAAUUGGUAAAUGCUGCAUUGACGUAUGUAUCAAUGCGUUUGUAUGACAUAUGAUGCAUAUGCCAUCCUACACAGACUGAGCAUGCAAAAAACAGUUGGUAUGGAAACAUGAGCGCUCUUUGCGGAACCAAUAGUCAUUUUUAGAUUUGUAUGUGAUGCUUUAUUAACCAAGUACUGUUAAUGAGUU
Molecule: messenger RNA, 948 nt
Organism: Owenia fusiformis
Lineage: Eukaryota; Metazoa; Annelida; Polychaeta; Sabellida; Oweniidae
Source: the annotation of a GenBank genome assembly